Molecule: messenger RNA, 606 nt
Organism: Fusarium sp. VM40
Lineage: Eukaryota; Fungi; Ascomycota; Sordariomycetes; Hypocreales; Nectriaceae
Source: the annotation of a GenBank genome assembly
AUGAUGGCAGCAGAGUCUACAGCCCUCCCCUAUACUAAUAAGCCUGCUCCUGAUGUCUCAGCACCUGCCGCUAUACUACGAAGCUACGACCUGAACGCUGACAGCACCUCGAUCCGUAGCAUUGGCCCCCUACAACCAAUUCGACCCAUGACAAUACAAGCUUCCACAUUACUGCGGCGAUUGGGGAUAGAAAUUGGCGAUAAGGUUAGAGUAUCGAUUCGGAUAGUAUAUUCGGGAUUGAUCGCCCACGCUGCCGACAUCAACAUUGGCAAGCUUGAGAAUGCCAAAGACAUUGCCUACAGGGACCUCACCUAUAAAAAGCUCCUUGGGUGUGAUUCUUUACUCAAGUUACUGUUUUUGUUCUCAAACAACAUGGAGCUUGGCUACAUCCCUAAUGGUUCAUCCCUUCAAGGUUAUGUCUGGGAAUAUGAUCCAGAGUCGCCUGGUAAUAUGGGAGCCAUACAUUUCGUUAAUAGCGCUGCUAACCCUCCGCCUACGUCAGAGGCGAUCACUGAGGCGAAUCGAUCUGCAGCUUCAUUCACUAUUGCUUCUGCACCCCCUCUUUCACGCUAUGAAUCUCCUCAGCACAGACAGCUUCGUUCCUGA